Messenger RNA from Tribolium castaneum (red flour beetle), 1215 nucleotides. Its product is annotated as Gram-negative bacteria binding protein 1. Gene Ontology annotation, molecular function: hydrolase activity, hydrolyzing O-glycosyl compounds. The transcript has 4 exons. Lineage: Eukaryota; Metazoa; Arthropoda; Insecta; Coleoptera; Tenebrionidae. Gene Ontology annotation, biological process: carbohydrate metabolic process. The coding region runs from base 29 to 1165 and encodes 378 amino acids. The record is from RefSeq and is a predicted model, not a curated record.
CCUCACAUAAUCAAAUAACACAAACAAAAUGUUUAGAUCACUACUCAGUACAGUUCUUCUCCUGGGCUCUCUCAAAUCCACCUUAGCCCAAUGUGACACUCCUAGUCCCACAACAGCAAGUGGCACCCACGCUCCAUCUGGUCCUUACUGCUCCGGGGAUCUCAUUUUUGAAGAUGAGUUUGACGAAUUUGACUUGAAAAAGUGGAGCCAUGAGCUAACUCUAGGAGGUGGCGGUAAUUGGGAAUUUGAAUGGUAUGCCAACAGCCGAUAUAACAGUUACGUUGAAGAUGGUCUUUUGUACCUGAAACCAACUUUGGUCGCUGAUGAAAUGGGGGAAGAGUUUUUAUCGUCUGGCCAUCUAGACAUCAACGGGGGUUCUCCGGCUGAUGAGUGCACUAAUCCUCAGUGGUAUGGAUGCGUGAGGGAUGGUACCCCAACCAAUUACCUCAACCCUAUUAAAAGUGCUCGUAUUCGCACUGUCAAUUCCUUUUCUUUCAAAUAUGGUAAAGCAGAAAUAAGAGCCAAAUUGCCAGCUGGUGAUUGGUUGUGGCCUGCGAUUUGGUUCUUACCUAGAUGGAAUCUUUACUCCGGUUGGCCUGUUUCUGGUGAAAUUGACUUAAUGGAAAGUCGAGGAAAUCGCAAUUUAGUCAACGGUUCCGGGGUCAAUAUCGGAACGCAAAUGGUCGGUUCGACACUGCAUUGGGGCCCUGCUUCAAAUUACAACAUGUACAGUCUCACACACACCGAGAAACUUGAUCCGAAUGGUUUUGACGCCGAUUGGCACAACUAUCAGUUAACGUGGGACGAAAAGAGUAUUUCUUUCGCUAUCGACAAUGAGCCUUUGGCCACAUUUGAGCCACCAGAAGGUGGUUUUUGGGAAUGGGGUAAUUUUGAUUCCACUGGUUUGGACAAUCCUUGGAAACAUAGCAAAUCCAAGUUGGCACCGUUUGAUCAAGAAUUUUACAUUAUCUUGAAUUUGGCGUGUGGAGGAACAGCUUAUUUCCCAGAUGAUGCAACUAAUCCUGGGGGUAAACCGUGGGCUAAUACGUCUCCAACGGCUUCUACGGAUUUCUGGAAGGGAAAGGAUCAGUGGUUGCCAACGUGGCAGCUGGAGACUGAUAAUGCAGCUUUAAAAAUUGACUAUGUGAAAAUCUGGGCGUUGUAAUAAUUAGUGAGAAUUUGAAUUGUAAUAAAAAUAAAAUGCGUAUAAAAAUA